Megalopta genalis is the source of this 3066-nucleotide messenger RNA. Its product is annotated as UPAR/Ly6 domain-containing protein crok. Gene Ontology annotation, biological process: regulation of synaptic transmission, cholinergic; positive regulation of voltage-gated potassium channel activity; sleep. The record is from RefSeq and is a predicted model, not a curated record. Lineage: Eukaryota; Metazoa; Arthropoda; Insecta; Hymenoptera; Halictidae.
GCCGCAUAGCCGACGGAAACUCGUCGGGUGCUCGUCAGACGCGACGCGUCCGUGAUCACGCACGGUGCACCACGCGAGAAAGAGGAAGGCCCCGUUGCGUUCGUUCAGUCAUUUCGGACGUGGGAAACGGGGAAGAUCGUUCCGAUCGUCGAGCACACUGCCACCGAGAACAAUUUCUCCCGAGACGAGUCCGAAGAAGUUUGCCGACUUUUUCGAUUUUGCCGAUUUUGCCGAUUUUGCCGAUUUUGCCGAUUUGCGACACGGGAACUGUCCGACCGAUCGGGCCCGCCGAUUGCGUGCCAGAUUUCCAUGCAGCGAGGGUGGAGGCAACACGUCCGAAGUGACUGACUGCAACGUGAUUGGCUGAAACACAUGGUCCGGUAAUCGUGAACAUGAUUGGAAACCGUCUCGCGCCGAUCGUCACCCUCGUCCUUGUGGUCCUGCUGUCGUCCGUCGAUCACGGUGAAGCAAUAAUAUGUUAUCAAUGCAACAGCGAAUACGAUCCAAGGUGUGGCGAUCCGUUCGAUCCGUACACUCUUGGGACCGUGAACUGCAGUUUUCAACCACGACUGGAGCACCUGAACCACUUAGAACCUACUAUCUGCCGAAAGAUCAGCCAAAAAGUGUACGGGAAAAUCAGGGUAGUCAGAGGCUGCGGAUACAUCACGGACGAGAGGGACAACGCGGAAUGCGUGAAGAGAUCGGGCACUCACGACGUACAGGCACACUACUGCUCAUGCACCGGUGAUCUCUGCAACUCGGCCGAAAGCCGCACGCCGUCCUUCUUACUGCCGUUGACGUCCCUGUUCACGGUCGUUCUGGCAUUGCCGAGUCUGUUACUUUCGUACCCGCUCGCAGCAUCUGUCUUAACUUCGCCGUACUUCUCCAUAGCCUAAAAUGAUUAUUUUCGGCCAUUAGCGGACACAAUACACGACGCCUAAACCGAGUCAACGAUUCAAUAGCGACCGUUCGCACCCGGGCCAACUCGUUCCCCUCCUGUUCCAUUUUUAAUCGAUCAGCGAUCCAGGAAUUAGCAAACAGGAAUAAUCGCGGAGAAAGAAGUUUCAGUUUCGUCGUUCCCGUGAGUCAAAAGUUCUUUCAUUCCUCUAUUCGGACCCGCACCGAUUGCCGGUAAAGAAGGGUAACGCGAGAUUGUCAACGAGUUGGCUACAGUUUACGGCCAACAUUGUCGCUCUUGUUUUUCCAAACGGGAUGUUUUCCAUUGUCGGGAAUAGAGAAGAGAAAAAAUAAGAGAGAGAGAGAGAGAGAGAGUAAGAGUGCACAAUACACCGAAACACACGUGAUCCGGGGCACGAACGAUUCACAAAAAAUAAAAAAAAAAUGAAACAACAAUACUCAUAGUUGAAUUACAAAAAAAAACGUAGUUGUAAACAGUGAUACAAACUGCCAGAGAUACGCGAGAUCGAUCGUACAUCGGAUAGUACGCUUCCCCGAGAUAAAUUCAAAAAAAUGGAAGAUUUGAAAUGAAAACGAAAAAAUCUAAGUGAAACACACAUACACGACUAUGGCCUCCGCGUGAAAGCAACCGGCGUCUCUCGCAUAAGCGUAGAAAGUAAAUAAAUUGAAAUAAACCUCAAGAUAUUUGUAUAUGUAUAUAUGUAUAUACAUAUAUAUAUAUAUAUAUAUAUAUAAUAAAUAAAAGAAUCUAUAUAUACAUAUGUAUACAUAUAUAUGCAUAUGGUAGCGGUAUCGCGAAUACGUUCGCACGUUUGUACGCUACUGCUGAGGAAAACACAGAGAGAAACAAAUAAAUAUAUAUAUUAUAUUUUAUUGGGAGGAAGCAGAAAUGGAAUUGCACGCAAGAAGGAUAUUACAGCUUAUUUUUAGAAAAGUAACAUCGGGUCGUUUUCGUGAAUGCGCAUGGUCGUCGUGUAACGAGCUUUGUCGAAUAGAGAGAACGGUGAUCAAAGGGAAACAUAUCGUCGCGUACGUCUAUAUUUUGCAUUUCGUUGACGGACAAACGAGGGAAAACGAAAGAAGGAGAACAAAAACGACGGUUUCUGCCAUUACGAUCACGACCUGUGUUCCGCUGAUUUUUGCAAUAAAAUGCUGUACGUAAAUGAUAGAUGGUAGCGGAGGCUCGCGAAUGAAAACCUGAUGUGUGCAUGUGUGUGUCUGACGUAUGACCGUUCCUAUGAAUGCAUGCGCAUGCGCGAGUGCUUGGUACACGCGCGCGCGCGCGCGUGUGUGUGUGUGUGUGUGCAUGAGAGUGCAAAACGCGCGCGGAAGGAAUGCUAAAGAAGACAGAAACACUCGGACAUAGUUUGCUCGAGAAGUAAACAAAUGUUACUAUUACUUCGAUCAUAGUCGAACUAAUAAAAAUAUAUAUACAUAUACAUAUAUAUGUAUGUAUAUAUAUAUAUCUAAGAACAGAAGAAAAAAACACGAAAAAAAACGUACACACAGGAGUCGUAACGAAACCGUAACGAAGAUGUAGAAUUGUCGAUGGAGAAAGUAGAGGAUAACGUAGAAUGCUUAUUGACAACAACAAUAACAAUAACAACAACAACAACAACAACAUUAACAUCAAAAACACAUGUCUCACCGCAGUACCUAAAUUAAUUGCCGCUGCCGCUGUUAUCACCGUGUCGUCUCGCCACCAUUGUUACACUAUUAUUACAACCGCUAUUACUAAUUACUAAUAUUACUACUGUCGGAAUUACCAACUUCUUGUUACCAUCAACAUCGUUACUGUUGUCAUUGUUAUUCUUUUUUUAUCGUUACUGUUAUGAUUGUUAAACAAUGGUUAGAAGAGCAACUAUGGACAGUGGACGAACGUCCCGCCAGACAGAAUAGAGAUAUCUGUACGUAGAGAUUUUUUCAUGCGACCACUUGCGAGUCCAGAUUGUUAGUGUUUUAAAUGGAAAAACAUGAAUUUCUCGAGGAAUGAGAACUCUAAGAAUUAAUAGCUGCCAUUUAUGGAAAUUCGAUUUUACUCUCGUUUUAAGAACAACGUCGUAAUGUUAUGGGUGUUUACUUUUUCAAGUUUACAUUUGGUCUGAUUCGUAAGUGUUCGUUAGAAGAAGCCCCAAAAUGCCAGAAAGA